AUGCAAUUAAUAGAGAAUAUAAUAGCGAUAAUAGUUGUACUUUCUAUUACAUAUCUUUAUAGAAAGAAACAACAAAGACAACAACAAAGAGAUGACCGUUCUACUUUAAACAAACAAACCAACAACGAAAAUGAACCAAUAGAGAUGAUACAAGCAAAACAAGAGUUUAUAGAUAGAUAUUCAAAUAGUUAUGGUUAUGAUAACACCAUUGAUACAAUCAGAAAUGAACAGUUUUCUCAAUUAAAUGGUACCGUACCGACCGACCAUUUAGGAGAUUGUGUAUAUUUAGAUCAUACAGCAUCAACAUUAUAUUCAAAAACUCAAUUACAAAGAGUAAUGGAAGAGCUUCAAAAAUCAAUGUUUUCAAAUCCUCAUUCACAAAAUCCAAUUGGAUUAAAUACAACAGAACAAAUUGAAUUGGCAAGAGGAAGAAUAUUAAAAUAUUUCAAUGCACCUUAUAAACAAUAUUCGGUGAUAUUCACAUCUGGAUGUACCGAUGGUCUAAAAAAGGUUGGUGAAUACUUUCCAUGGAAAUCAUCAUCUACCUUUUAUUAUUCACUCGAUUCUCAUAAUUCACUUGUUGGUAUUAGAGAGUAUGCAUCUGAAAAGGGUUCAUCAUUUCAAGCCAUUCCAUCUUCUUAUUUUAAGAAAUCUGGAAAUUCUGAUAAUAUAAUCUCUGCAAUUAAAAAUGGUCAAGAAAAGAAUAACCAACAACCAAAUACAUUUGAUUUAUUAGCAUUCCCAGCUCAAUGUAAUCAUAAUGGUUCAAAAUAUAAUUUAGAUUUAAUUUUAAAAGUUAAAAAACAAUUAAAAAAUGUAAAAAUAUUAUUAGAUAUUGCAAGUUUUGUUGGUACAUCUACAUUUGAUUUAACAGAGUAUCCAGUAGAUUUUGCAAGUUUAUCAUUUUAUAAAUUAUUUGGGUAUCCAACUGGGUUGGGAGCAUUGAUUGUUAGGAAUGAUUGUUUUGAUAUCUUGGAAAAGGUGUAUUUUAGUGGAGGAACUGUCAAUGCAUCAUUGGCAAGCGAAAGAUUCCAUGCAUUUAGAGAAAAUAAUUCACAAAAAUUUGAAGAUGGAACUGUCGAUUAUUUGGGUAUAGUCUCAUUAAAACAUGGAUUUGAUAUCUUGGAGAAUCUUGGAAUGGAUAAUAUAUCAAAACAUACCUUUUCAUUGAUUCAAUACGCAAAAGAACAAAUGUCUGAAAUGGUUCAUGCUAGUGGUAUCCCUCUAGUUACAAUCUAUACAGAUAAUCAUUAUCAAUCAUCUCUGGAACAAGGUGGUAUCAUUAAUUUUAAUAUUUCUGGUCCUUCUGGUCAAUUAUUGGGUUUUAAUGAAGUUGAGAAAUUGGCAUCUCUACGUAAUAUUUUUAUUCGUACUGGAUGUUUUUGUAAUCCUGGAGCAUGUCAUGGAUAUCUUGGUUUAUCAAAAAAGGAUAUUAUAAAUCAUCUUGAUAGUGGACAUGUUUGUUGGGAUGAUAAAGAUAUUAUUGAUGGUAAAUUAACUGGUUCACUUAGAGUUUCUGUUGGUUAUAUGUCUAAUUUUAAUGAUAUUUAUGUAUGUCUAAAAAAAUAUAAAAGAAAGUAUAAAAAAUUUUUAAAAUUUUUAAAAGACACAUUUUUAAAUAAUGAUUAUACAUUAUUAAAACCAAUUAAUCAAUCUAAUGUCUCAGACGUUAUGAUAUUGAGUGAAAUUAAUUUAUAUCCAGUUAAAUCAUUUGGACCAUGUAAAGUUGAUAGUUGGGAAAUUGGACCAUCAGGAUUAUUGUUUGAUCGUGAAUGGACAUUGGUAGAUCAAAAUGGAGUGUAUAUAAAUCAGAAAAAGCUACCAAUCCUAUCACUCAUUACAACAAGAAUCGAUUUACAAACAAGAAUGUUGGUUCUAGAGGCACCAGAGAUGAGUACUCUAGAGAUUCCACUCGACUAUUACCCAGUUUCAUCAAUGGAUCUUGUACAGGUUUGUGGUGAUAGUAUCAGCGGACUAUUAUAUGGAAAAGAGGAUUUUGAUAAACUUGGUAUCAAUAUUAGUGAAUGGAUGUAUAAAUUCACUUGUAAAUCUUGUCAUCUUGUUAGAAAAAGUCCCGAUAGUCAUCGUAUCUCAAGAUUAGCUUUUUUAUCAAAUCAACAGCAACAACAAAGUAAUAAUAGUAAUAGUAGUAGUAGUAGUAAUCAACAACAACAACAAUCGCAACCUCAGACAUGUAAAACUAGUAACAACAAGAAUGAGGAAAUAUCAUUUUCAAAUGAAUCACCAUUCUUGUUGAUUAGUCAAGUAUCUGUAGAUGACCUAAGAGAACGAGUUGUUGAAAGAAACAAGGAAACUAGUUCAAGAUCGGAUUGGGCAUGGAUUACAAAUGAAAGUUUUAGAGCAAACUUUGUAGUGACUGGUGGCAAGCCAUACCAAGAAAGUAAUCUAACCGAUUUCAAGAUUGGAUCAUUGUCAUUCCGAUCGAUUGGUCAUUGUAAUCGUUGUAAAAUGAUAUGUAUCAACCAAGCCAUUGGCGUGGAAGAAAGAGAACCUUUGGCUACUCUGGCAACAUACCGUAGAAGUCAAGGUAAAAUUGUUUUUGGUCAACAUCUUCAAUUUUUAAAUGGCGAUGAUGAAAAACAAAAUGAUAAAAUAAUAGUUUCAAUUAAUUCUAUUAUAACUACUAGUACUAUAGUAAAUAGUGAAUAA
This is a messenger RNA of Cavenderia fasciculata, 2670 nucleotides long. RefSeq names its product molybdenum cofactor sulfurase (gene mocos). Gene Ontology annotation, biological process: Mo-molybdopterin cofactor biosynthetic process. NCBI's taxonomy places the organism in Eukaryota, Evosea, Eumycetozoa, Acytosteliales, Cavenderiaceae. The record is from RefSeq and is a predicted model, not a curated record. The transcript is spliced from 6 exons. Gene Ontology annotation, molecular function: molybdenum cofactor sulfurtransferase activity; pyridoxal phosphate binding; molybdenum ion binding. The coding region runs from base 1 to 2670 and encodes 889 amino acids.